AUGGCAUCUGCACUCACAAGCAGUGGAUCUCUCUCCGCCAAGUCGAGCAUAGAGUCCUGUAUCCGUGACCUGUACCGCCACCACAUCGCAUAUCUUGAGGGGUAUCCCGAGCAAGCCCAGGAUGAAGACAAGGGGAUGGUCUCACCUAUCAAAACCAACAACGAGAGUUCUGCUAUAGAGACAAUUAUAGCAAACAUGCCCGAUAAUAGAAGCGAGAGUAUUGGGGAGCCCGGACCCUCAGUGAAUGAGGAACCCAUAGAGCCCACUCCGACCUUCCUCACUCAAAACAGACGCGAUUCUGGUCUCCCACUUCCUCUACACGUUAACACAGAGCGUUUUCCCGAGUACUACAGGUCGUGUGAAAACCGUGACGCCUAUCGAAACAAGCAGAUCGAAGAUUCAUACAAACUAGCCGUCUCCAAGGUUUGCGAGGAAGUUAUCAACUUCAGACAGAUUGAUUCGCUAGCAACUGCGCCUCUUUCCUUCACCAUGGCGGGUGAAGAGGAAACCACCAACGCGAGCACUAUGACCAAUGCAUCAGAGACCCCUAAGAUCGAAAGCCCCCCUACCCCAGCCUCACAAUUGAGCACCAACCAACACGCAGGAGUUGGCUCUGACUCGAUUCCACUUGUGCCCGAGGAGCGCAAGAAGAGUACCCUCGAACAAAUGAGGGCCAUGACCAGCUCAGAGCAUAUGAGCCUGACUACCAAAACACGCUUCAUCGAUAUGAGCAACACUGUUCUUCGACUUGAGCUCCUCCUCUUUCGCAGACACGCUACUCCCGUGGAUCCAGUCCUCGGACUGACCAAAGACGAAGUCAAAGAGGUCAUGCACCACUUAGAAGAGCUCAAAAAAUGCAUCGGCAUUGUGGACCACAUCUUGCAACAAGAGCUCACCUGGGCGCGCCGGGUGGAGUAUUCGGUCAAGCAGAUCGCAGAAGAUACGCAGUACAACGUGGUGACUCGGUUCAGAAACAUGACUGAACUGAUUCUAAAGCAAAGCAAAGCAAAGCAAACUCAACUAACGCCUACCCACUCCAGCCAUCUCAACAAGCCUCGCCCAUCUGAGCGUGACCUUCUCACCGUCUUCCUGGACUUCUUCGACGCGUACAUCUACACCGACUUCAUGAAUGACUACCAGCGCCAGCUUCCCGUGAAGGAGAACUGGAACCCCGUGCGCGUGGAAAUGACUCGUGCCCUCAUCGCAGUCUGGGAUCUGAUCAACCGGGCUAUCGAGAGUUACGAUGCCAUUAUUAGAGUCACUGUGGACAUCAAGGAACGGUACACGGAGCCUCACUACAGAGAGAUGCAGGAGACUCCUCAGGCCUGGAGAAGCGCCAUGCUCGCGCACCAUAUCGAGGGUGAGCGUGAGCGGCAGCGCCAGGCUGCUCAGCGGGCAGAGGCCAGGAAGGUUGCGUAUGAGCAGGCGCAGGAGGAGAAGCGCCGCGAAGAAGAGAAGAAGAAGAAGGAGGAGGAAGCGAAGACAGUGGUGGGGGUUAAAGAUUACGUUCCUUUCACUGCAGAGAUGGAUCCGACGGUUAAGGUCCGGGACUUUGCGUAUGAGGCGCUGGCUAAGGCUGCGCAGCCUGCUGUGUCUGGCUCUAAGGAUGAUGAGGAUUCGGAUGAUGGUUGGGUGUUCUGA
Molecule: messenger RNA, 1641 nt
Organism: Aspergillus vadensis CBS 113365
Lineage: Eukaryota; Fungi; Ascomycota; Eurotiomycetes; Eurotiales; Aspergillaceae
Exons: 2
Coding region: 1-1641 (546 amino acids)
Source: RefSeq, a predicted model, not a curated record